CGUACUGAUUGCAAAAUAUUUAGCGUUUGGCUUUUGAGAGGAUGAUGACAGGAUGAUGGAUGGAUGUUGAUGUUUCCAUCCUGAGUUUUCGCAUAUGACAGUUUGAUCCCGAUUUCUGGUGAUAGUGGUGUUAAUUGUCUAAAGAGGCUCUUUUGGUCACCAUCUGUUGUCAGUAUCUAUCGACCAAAAUCAUGUGCAACUGUUUGAAUGCGCAGAUCAACUGUUGCUGCGGUCCCACCUCUUGUUCACUAUGUUUUCCCUGCUGCCCGCCAGUGAAGGAGUCGACGUCGACUCGGUUGAUGUAUGUACUCUUCCUGACGAUCAUCACCGUGGUGAUGUGCCUGAUGUUGGCUCCACAGAUACAGGACCUUAUGCUUCAGAACGUUCCUUACUUCAACGACACAUGUGUCUAUCUCGGUGCCGGUGGAGCCUGUGAGCUACUGACAGGCUACAUGGCCGUCUACAGACUCUGCUUUGCAUUUGUGGUGUUUCAUGUCAUAAUGUGCUUCUUGACAAUCUGUGUUAAGUCUGGUGAGGGAUGUCGAGGUGGUCUUCACAACGGGUAUUGGUUUGUAAAGUUCAUCAUCCUGGGUCUUUUCUGUGCAGCAGCCUUUUUUAUACCAAACAGAAAAGCGUUUAGCCAAAUCUGGUUGUACGUCGGGAUGGCAGGAGGUGCAAUAUUCAUCGCAAUACAGUUGAUCCUGCUGGUUGACUUUGCCUAUGUCUGGAAUGCCAGGUGGAAUCAUAAGGGGCGAAAAGGCAGUAAAUGUUGGUAUGCAUUGAUCUACAUUGUGGCAGUUAUCAUCUUUCUUGGGAGUGUUGCUGCUGCCAUUUUCCUGGCCUAUCACUUCACUACCUUGGACCGCUGUAUGGAGAAUAAGAUCUUUAUCGGAAUCAAUGUGCUCUCUUGUGCUGUCUUCUCCAUACUCUCCGUACUUCCAUGUAUUCUAGGAGAGAAUCCCAAUGCAGGAGCUCUUCCAUCAUCUAUAGUGUCUGCCUAUGUGAUGUAUCUGACCUGGUCAGCUAUGCAGAGUGAACCUCCUGUUCUAAUCCCCAUCGAGUACCCUGAAGAUAACCCUGUGGCCUUAAUGAAGCUGGGAGCUAUCAUACAGGAUCCUGUCACCCACAACUAUACAAAGAUAUUUUGUCGGCCGAAACCCAAACUGUUUGGAGGCAAGGCAGACAUGGUGUCUGCAUAUGUGGGUCUACUUGUAGUCGUCAUUACAGCUGUCUAUUGUUGUCUUCGAACCUCGCAACAAGCCUUCCGCCUUGGAGUUGCAAUUGGAGAGCCGAAUCCCAACCGGAGGCUCUGCAACUGUUGUGGCAAAAGGACCAAAAUAGCCAACUGUGGUGGCCAGAAAGUGAUAUACAAUGACACAGAGAAGGUCUCCUACAGCUAUCCUUUCUUCCAUGUGAUCAUGGCACUGGCGGCACUCCAUGUCAUGAUGCAACUUACAAAUUGGUUCAAGCCAGAAAAUAUCAACCUGGAGAAGUUUGGUUUCAGUUGGACGUCAGUUUGGGUAAAGAUGGCAUCGAGUUGGCUCUGCAUCUUCAUCUAUACGUGGACCCUGUUCAUCCCCCAGUGCUGUCCAGGCAGGGAUAUUGCCAAGUUAUACAGGGAGGAAACUGAAAGUCUCCAGGAUUCAACUGUUUAGCUACAUAAUCUCGUUAACGAUACCUCACCAUGUAGCAAUACAGGUUUGCGUAUUGAGAGCCUUGAGAGAAAUUUUCUGAACUUUCCAAACCUCAUGAAUGUUUUCAUUUGAAAGUAUUUUUGUGCCUAGUCUUCAAUAUUGUCCUUGUCUUGUGGAUUAUGGGAAGAUUUUAUUCUAGAAAGUGUUCAAGUAUCUGUCAGUAGUAUUAUCCACUGAGCUGUCUUAAGGAAAGGGUGGUGUGUUACUUUGUACCAACCAUAGUUGAAAUAGUUCUCCAUGGGGUGUUAUCUGAUUUUGAAGAUUUCGCUUCACAGUAUUUUCACAGUUUGGAAAAUGCAGCAUUUUUUAAGGCCUAAUUUUAAGGAUACGAUUCGCUACAUUUUUGGAACAAAAGAUGGCGAAAAAUGUUUUUGCAUUCACUCAGUUAUUGGUGCUAAGAAAAUAUUAGGACUUCCAAAAUUUGCGUCUUUUGAGGAUCGGGGGGGGGGGGGCAGGGUUAUGGAGAAUAGCUUGCAAGAUUCACAGGAGAGAUGUUGACAUCAGUGUGUGUGGUAUAUUGUUAAGACAUAUCGUACAUAUGGAGAUCUGUGGAACUUGGGACCAUAUUCACUGAAUAGUUGAACCAAUCACAGACAAGUAGCUUGAUUACCAAGGCCAAGCCGGAACAUGAGGUCAUGGCCAUUAGACGGCUUGGUAUCGCCAACCCAUCGUCUGUGUAAAUUGAACAUAUUGAAUGAUAUUAAACAAUCAUGUGCUCAAUAUCUAACAUAAAUUAAAUACUCAGAACCUGUCUUAGAUUGGUGAGACAAGAGUAUAUCCACUUUUGAGCAGAUCUUGCUCCCUGUUUGUAACCUUGGGUGACUCGUGUUGAGAAUAUGUGUGAUAACUUGAAUCAGAGAUUCGUGUAUUUUCGAUUUGGAAUAAAUCAGGGAAAGCACACAUGAAGUUCUAUGAUCGCACAUUAUUUUAAAGCAAACAAUGCACGCAGUUUUAACAAAAAUAUAAUCAUUUUACUUAAUGAUAUCGAUAAAGAGAUUUAGCAAUGUUUAUUAUAACUUUUAUGGGUGAAUAUAUCAGGGUUAUUAACUCUGUGUGUAAGGACAGUGAGAUAUUGUUCACCAUUUUCAUUGCAUCGAUAUCCAUCAUUUUGCUGGUCACAUAUGAAAUCUUUUUUCAUUUCAUUUAUUUCAUUACUGAAAGCAUUUUAUACUCAUGUAAAGGAGAUUCUAUUUUAGUGCUUUGUUAUGUUUUUAUAGUAUGUAUAUAAUUGUAAGAGUUAUUGAAUUUGUGUACGAAUUUUAUGAGAUGAAUCAUAAAUUAGACUCUAUGCAAGGUUUAAGCGAAGGCAUGCGAGUUUCAUGGACUGUUGUGAGAUGUAGAAUUUUGGAAUUGGUAUUUUUACAAACAAGAAUAGGUUAGAAUCUCUAAUCUAUCCUCACAGAAACCAAUCUUGCUUGCGAAAAUCACUUGAACAUAUUAAACCAGUCAGAUACCGUCGGGAUCCAACUACAUAUGUACAUUCAUCAUAUUACCAUGCAGUUCACAUACUUGUAUUAUGUCACCCACGAAAAUGUGUAUUUGAUGGACAUUUUGCUGCCCUUGCCAUUUUAGAGGAGUAGGGGCAAUAUUUGAGCUUGUUUGGCCUGGUGCAGUACUGCUCUCACAAUGAGCUGUACCUCUCUCACUCCCCUCAAUGAGCAGUGCUGGCAUAUUAGUUGUGAAUUGUUCCGUGAACAUACAUGUAGACGUCUGUUUAUAUUGUAUGUGUUUAUUUGGCAACGUGCUUCCUUGUGACCGGAGUAAGGUAGAGAAUGUAAAUUGUGCUAAUUUUGAUAUCAUUGGAAACUCUGUAAUAUUGUAAUCACUUUCAGUAUGUAACUUUUUUACUCUGUUCAUAAAACCCAUGUUAAGAGUGUGCAUUAGAUUAUGACUGCUCCAGAAGAGUUAAUUUUGUUACUUGAAUUGAAGAUUCAAUAAAUUUGUUCCGCCUCUGG
Messenger RNA from Lineus longissimus, 3649 nucleotides. Its product is annotated as serine incorporator 5-like. Lineage: Eukaryota; Metazoa; Nemertea; Pilidiophora; Heteronemertea; Lineidae. Gene Ontology annotation, cellular component: membrane. The record is from RefSeq and is a predicted model, not a curated record. The transcript has 12 exons. The coding region runs from base 192 to 1655 and encodes 487 amino acids.